Messenger RNA from Ipomoea nil (Japanese morning glory), 543 nucleotides. RefSeq names its product polyadenylate-binding protein 2-like. NCBI's taxonomy places the organism in Eukaryota, Viridiplantae, Streptophyta, Magnoliopsida, Solanales, Convolvulaceae. The coding region runs from base 1 to 543 and encodes 180 amino acids. The record is from RefSeq and is a predicted model, not a curated record. Gene Ontology annotation, molecular function: poly(U) RNA binding; mRNA 3'-UTR binding; poly(A) binding. Gene Ontology annotation, cellular component: nucleus; ribonucleoprotein complex; cytosol. The transcript is spliced from 2 exons.
AUGGCACAGGUUAAGGCUCAGGCUCAAGAUGGGAAUCCCAGUGGUGGAAGCAUAUUUAUCAAGAAUUUGGACAAGGCAAUUGAUGACAGGGGAGCACCUUUUGCGAGAAAGCAAGGUAGAGCAAAGGCUAUGGAAGUGACAAACUUCACUAACGUUUUUGUGGGGAACUUAUCUAUAUCUACAACCGAAAAGGAUCUUAGGGAAGUUUUUGGCCAUUUUGGAACAAUAGUUAGCGCUGUGGUUGUGAAAGAUGGAGACGGGAAAUCAGAGGGUUUUGGAUUCGUCAACUUUAAUGAUGCAGAUGAUGCUGCUUGGUCGGUUGAAGUGCUAAAUGGCCACAAGUUUGAUAACAAAGAGUGGUAUGUGCGGAGAGCUUACCAGAACAAAAAUGUUGGAAAAGUUCAUAAGAAAUCUGUUUCCACUACUAAUGAAACUGAAUCAAAGAAAUCUGUGGAAGCAGUACAAAAGGGAUAUAGAGCUAUCACCAAAGUACUCUAUGUCGACGAUAAGGGGGUCGGGCACUUCAACCCCAGAAGUCCAUGA